ACCCAUUAGUCCUCCAUCUCUGUUCCGUCUGCAGAAAUGUCCAACCCCAAAGUCUUCUUCGACAUCACAGCUGGCAAUAAACCCCUUGGCCGGGUCGUCAUGGAGCUCCGUGCCGAUGUGGUGCCCAAGACUGCGGAGAACUUCCGCGCCCUCUGCACUGGUGAGAAGGGCUUUGGCUACAAGGGCUGCACUUUUCACCUGAUCAUUCCAGGCUUGAUGUGCCAGGGCGGGGACUUCACCAACCAUGAUAGAAGUGGCGGAAAGUCAAUCUACGGCGAAAAGUUUGACGAUGAGAACUUUGUCCUGAAGCACUCUAACCUUGUCCUGUCCAUGGCCAACACCGGACCAAAUACCAACGGAUCCCAGUUCUUCAUCUGCUCAGUGGGGACAUCAUGGCUUGACGGGAAACACGUGGUGUUUGGCUCCGUAGUAGAGGGAAGGGAAGUGGUGAUAAAGAUGAAUGUUUUAGGUUCAUCCUCUGGCCAAACUAACUCUAAAAUCAUAAGUUCCUGCAACCUUUUCAACUUCUGCUGA
Molecule: messenger RNA, 534 nt
Organism: Solea senegalensis (Senegalese sole)
Lineage: Eukaryota; Metazoa; Chordata; Actinopteri; Pleuronectiformes; Soleidae
Product: peptidyl-prolyl cis-trans isomerase-like
Exons: 1
Coding region: 37-534 (165 amino acids)
Biological process (GO): protein peptidyl-prolyl isomerization
Molecular function (GO): peptidyl-prolyl cis-trans isomerase activity
Source: RefSeq, a predicted model, not a curated record